Gopherus evgoodei (Goodes thornscrub tortoise) is the source of this 689-nucleotide messenger RNA. Its product is annotated as ras-specific guanine nucleotide-releasing factor RalGPS1-like. Lineage: Eukaryota; Metazoa; Chordata; Testudines; Testudinidae. The record is from RefSeq and is a predicted model, not a curated record. The transcript is spliced from 9 exons. Bases 204 to 689 code for a protein of 161 amino acids. Gene Ontology annotation, cellular component: plasma membrane. Gene Ontology annotation, biological process: Ras protein signal transduction; positive regulation of GTPase activity. Gene Ontology annotation, molecular function: guanyl-nucleotide exchange factor activity.
UAGGAUCCCUGCUGUAUUCAGUGCAAAGGAUGAACUCUCUUCACUAAACAGAAAUUACUGUUCUGAGAGACGUCGCAAUACCACUCUUGUUUUUGAAUACCUGAAUUUGUUUGGAGACAGACAUAUAAUAUGGGAGUUCCCCAUUCAUCAUGUUGUGUCACCAGCGGUGGCUGAGCUGAAAUUUCCUGCAUCUUGAGGAGAGCAUGUAUAAAAGGAAUGGCCUCAUGGCCAAUGUGACCAUCACCUCCGCCACUCCAGAGGAUGUGUUCAAGGAAGCUCCUGAUAGUAGCAGCUCUGACUCUCUGGAAGGAAGGAGUUCAGACUAUGCCAAUAAAAGCUAUGAUGCGGUUGUAUUUGAUGUAUUGAAAGUAACUCCUGAGGAGUUUGCAAGCCAGAUUACAUUAAUGGAUAUGCCAGUAUUUAAAGCUAUACAGCCAGAGGAACUAGCCAGCUGUGGAUGGAAUAAGAAAGAAAAACACAUCCUUGCUGCUAAUAUUGUUGCCUUUACAAGGAGGUUUAAUCAGAAACUUCUAGAACUGAACAAUCUACAUUCCCUCAUGGCUGUGGUAUCAGCAUUGCAAAGUGCACCUAUUUUCAGGCUGACGAAAACGUGGGCUCUGCAAGUGAUGUAUGCUGACCAUAGCCUUUUUAGCAACAAUUGUUCCCCAUUGUCUUACCUAGCAGCCUGA